AUGGCCUCCGUUAUUGUCGUUGAAAACGAGAUCAAGGACUCUGUCGAGGAGUUCGCCCAGAUCAUCAACGCGGUCCAGCAGAACAACACUUUCCUGGAUGCCUUGAAAACCCACUUUGACGCCGUUGGACGCAUCUCCAACAAAGAAGCGUUAGCCAACGAGAUCUGGACCGUGGCCAAGCCAGAGAUCUUGACCAAAUUGCCCGACAGAGAGUUUGAGCCUGUUUUCUACCUUCUCGCCUACCUCACGCUGGAGUUGAAGCAGAAGCUGUUUGAGACGCUUUUGCAGAAGGACGGUGAGUUGAUCAAGCUCCUAAUUGCCUCCACGCCAGCCCAGAAACCGCUGUUGAGAGACAGACGCUCGCUCAAGCCCACCACCGUCUUGUCGGUGUUGAACACGUUUUUCAACUUCUUGCCUGCCCUGAGCGCCACGAGGGUCUACUUCAUCGAGUUGAUCUUGAAGAUCGUCACCGACACAGACAUUGACUUUGCAUUGAUCCAGAGCUCGAUCGGCGGCUCCUUGGUCCAGUGGCUCGCCGCUGCCGGUGCCCUGGACGCCCAGAUCAAGAGCAUUUUCUGGCAGUUCAUUGCCUUGGACAAGCAGUAUACGUUAGAGUCCUUGCACUUGAUCAAGAAGUUCACCUCCCAGCACCCACUUUCCUUGGACGAGCUCCACAAAUUGAUUGCUUUCGCUUUGGCAUCCUCUGUCGUUGACGUGACCUUCUUGGUUAACAACAACGUGGCCCAGGCCUUGAAAGAACAUGCCUCUGACGAGCAGGUGAGCAUCUUCGACAAGUACACCAAGGGAGAGCUCAUCAGUGCCGUUCCCUCGUCGAUCUCGAGCACCGUUGUUGCCAAAUCCAAGGUUCUCGCUUUGACGAGGUUCUUUGUCGAGAGCGACAAUGCCGGCAAGAACGCCUUCAAAUACAGCGACAUCCCCAACGAGCUAGCCGCCUCGCAGGCUGAAUUCGAGAAGUUGUUGAUCGACUCGAUCAAGGCUGGCGUUAUCGAGGGCAAAAUGAACCAGGUGGACCAGACUUUCAACUUGGUGAGAGCAAACAGAAUCGUUUUGGCUGGCGACAAGCAGCAGCUUGCGCAGGACUUGAACACGGUGAAAAAGGCAUUGCUGGAGUGGAGACACUCGUUGCACAACAUCAACGAGAUUGUGCGUGACGCCAAGGACAACAUUGUCAACAACAACCUGGGCAAUUAA
This is a messenger RNA of Candidozyma duobushaemuli, 1212 nucleotides long. RefSeq lists its product as uncharacterized. Lineage: Eukaryota; Fungi; Ascomycota; Pichiomycetes; Serinales; Metschnikowiaceae. The transcript has a single exon. The coding region runs from base 1 to 1212 and encodes 403 amino acids. Gene Ontology annotation, cellular component: eukaryotic translation initiation factor 3 complex. Gene Ontology annotation, biological process: cytoplasmic translational initiation. The record is from RefSeq and is a predicted model, not a curated record.